Humulus lupulus (European hop) is the source of this 384-nucleotide messenger RNA. RefSeq lists its product as uncharacterized. The transcript is spliced from 2 exons. The record is from RefSeq and is a predicted model, not a curated record. Lineage: Eukaryota; Viridiplantae; Streptophyta; Magnoliopsida; Rosales; Cannabaceae. Bases 1 to 384 code for a protein of 127 amino acids.
AUGCCUAGCUAUGUCAAGUUUAUGAAAGAGAUCCUAUCUAACAAAAGGAAGAUGGGAGAUUAUGAAACUGUAGCAUUGAUUGAGGAGUGUAGUGCUACUUUGCAAAGAAAGCUCCCGCAAAAGUUAAGAGAUCCAUGGAGCUUUACCAUACCUUGCACCAUUGGGGACUUUGAAUGCAAGCACGCUUUGUGUGAUUUAGGGGCCAGUGUAAAUUUAAUGCCAUUGUCAGUAUUUCGCAAACUAGGGUUUGUUUUGGAUAUGGAAGAAGAUACAAACGUGCCAAUUAUCCUUGGAAGACUGUUUCUAGCAACAAUACCUGCUCUAAUUGAUGUUCAAAAUGGAGAGCUUCGAUUGAGAGUUCAGGGGGAUGAGUUCGUACCAUAA